AAAACUUGGAUUCAAACCAAAACCUUACCUGUCGUUGGAUUAAACAUCAACUUGUAAACCAGCCAGUUCAUACUUGAGCAAUGCCUGCGUGUGGUCAGUGAUUAAAUUAAACACUUAGAUGUGUAGCCACUGACCUGCAACACAGUACCGUGUCCUGACCCGUGUGUAGUGUGCUGGAACGUAUUUCAAACUCGUGAAUUUCGCAUGUUGAGAAAAAACAAAACAUUACAGUGGGGAGAAAAUCAGGAGGAUCGGGUGCUGUUUGUCGAGGGCGCCGUGUGGCGCGCGCUGAGGGUUGAGUUUAAUGCGUAGAUGGUGGCAGCAAAUAAUGUAUUCCUACAAGUGUGAAAGUGAGUACACGGCCAUCCGACCGACACGCAAGAAUGACCUCAAGCGUCACAGUUUCCAUGAUUUCUACCACAGGUACCUGGUGCACAACACCUAUGCCCACCUGCAAGGCACGCCCACCAGGAUGGAGGACCCAACCGGCAGCACGGACGAGUUUCGAUCCCACAACCACGCUGAGCGGAUGAUGAAGAAGCUAGAGAUGUACGCCGGCAAGCGGCAGCUGUGUGACGUGGUCCUGGUGGCCGAGGACCGCCGGAUCCCGGCCCACCGUCUCGUGCUGAGCGCCGCCUCUGAUUACUUCGCGGCUAUGUUCACCAACAACGUGCGGGAGGCGACCAUGGAGGAGAUUCAGAUCAAGGACGUGGAUGCUGAGGCCUUGGCGCUGCUGGUGCAGUACGCUUAUACAGGUCACAUCCAGCUGAAGGAGGAGACGGUGGAGAACCUGCUGUCCACCGCCUGUCUGCUGCAGAUGUCCGAGGUGGUGGAGGCUUGCUGCAGCUUCCUGAUGAAGCAGCUCCAUCCCUCCAACUGUAUCGGCAUCCGGCAGUUCGCGGACGCGCAAGGGUGCACGGACUUGUACAAGGUGGCCAACAACUACGUCAUGGACAGGUUCGUGGAGGUGAUGCAGAACCAGGAGUUCCUGAUGCUGCCCUGCGACGAAGUCUGCAAGCUGCUGGCCAGCGACGACCUGAACGUGCCUAACGAGGAGACCAUCUUCGACGCCGUGCUCAAGUGGGCCAGGCAUGACCUCAUGAUGAGGAAGAAAUCUCUGGCCCUGUUGCUGGCACAUAUCAAGCUUCCCCUGAUGGCGCCUCAGUUUAUCGCGGACCACGUAGAGACCAACAGCCUAUUCCAUGACGACAAAGAGUGCCAGCAGCUGAUUAUGGAAGCCCUCAAGUACCAUUUGUUACCAGAACGACGAUCAUCAUUCCAGUCUCCUCGCACCAAGCCCAGGAAGUCUACGGUGGGUGUUCUCUACGCUGUUGGAAGUAUGGAAUGCACCAAAGGUCCAACAAGUAUAGAGAAAUAUGACCUGCGGACAAACACCUGGACGCAGGUAGCCAACAUGUCAGGUAGACGUCUGCAGUUUGGGGUGGCUGUUCUGGAGGACAAGCUGUUUGUUGUGGGGGGACGAGACGGUUUGAAAACGCUGAACACGGUGGAGUGCUACGACCCUAAGAAGAAAACCUGGACCUUGAUGCCACCCAUGUCCACACAUAGGCAUGGCCUAGGUGUGGGGGUGCUAGAAGGACCUAUGUAUGCUGUGGGUGGACACGAUGGCUGGUCAUACCUCAACACAGUGGAGAGGUGGGACCCUCAGGCCAGACAGUGGAGCUAUGUGGCCCCCAUGUCCACCUCACGCAGCACUGUAGGGGUGGCCGCGCUACAUGGGAAGUUGUAUGCAGUAGGUGGCAGAGAUGGAAGCUCCUGCCUUAAGUCCGUGGAAUGUUUCGACCCUCACACAAACAAGUGGACACACUGCACACCCAUGUCUAAGAGGAGGGGAGGAGUGGGCGCGGCCAACUGCAAUGGUUUUCUUUAUGCGGUUGGCGGAUACGAGGCUCCAGCCACAAACCCAACAAGUAGCCGGUUUGAUUGUGCUGAAAGGUAUGAUCCUAAAACAGACCAGUGGACGAUUAUUGCCCCUAUGAGCAGUCCAAGAGACUCUGUGGGGUUAUGUCCCUUAGGUGACAAGUUGUUUGCCGUGGGUGGCUAUGAUGGGAUGGCUUACCUCAAUGAUGUUGAGUGCUACGACCCUGUGACUAAUGAAUGGCUGAAAGUAGCACAGCUUUGCACUGGACGAGCAGGGGCCUGCGUUGUCCAUGUGCCCAACAGCUGACUAGGGAAGAACUGCAGCGCCACCUACAGGGCCCACGCUCUAGCAUUGCUCAAGAAAUGGCCGUCUGGACUUUUCGCCCUCCACCAGCCUCACACAAGAUUAGCUGUUUGGAAAUAAAAUCUUUCAGAAACUUUAUCUAUUGUACAAAUGGAGGAAUUAUAAAACAAAACAAAUUCUAAAUUUCUAUUUCGAAUUUAUUUUUUUUAAAAUACCCAAUUUUAAAUGUGUGAUUUAAUUAUUAUUUAACAACAAACUACAAAGUUUAAGAAAAAUUGAUAUGAAAAUGAAAUUUAAUAAAAUUAAUUAAUUAAAUAAUAUUUAAUUUCUUGUUACUACUAUAUGGAGCAUUGCAGAUGGAUGCUGGACUAAAGGCGACUGCAGUUGUUAGAUUUAAAACAAUUACUGUCACUUUUUUCUCAUUUCACAUGUUAAACUAUUUAGAAUCAAUUUUAUGGAUUAUAUUUUUUCAAAUUAGAGUUUUCGUAUGUAUUUUAACGCAAUUGAUGUCAAAGCAUGUUUGAAAUAGAAUAGACAAUUUUGUUAAUGUCAUUUUUUAGUAAGUUUAUCUUAACUUAAAUGUAUUAGUAUAUGAAAUGUUUUUUU
Physella acuta is the source of this 2791-nucleotide messenger RNA. Its product is annotated as kelch-like protein 5. NCBI's taxonomy places the organism in Eukaryota, Metazoa, Mollusca, Gastropoda, Physidae. The record is from RefSeq and is a predicted model, not a curated record. Gene Ontology annotation, molecular function: protein binding.